CAUCAGGAAACAGAACGCGAAUUUGCCUCCCUUGUAACUAAUCGCUAUCGCUUCUGCGUGAAACGAUUGAAUUUUCCUUCCGCUUCGACUGCAGGCCGGCGGCUAGACCAGCUAAACUGGACUCAGAGCUGCUUAGAGGACGUCACUCUGGGUUUUCUUUUAUCAUCGGAGGGUUACACGCAAUGGAACCAGCCUUUGGGGAGGUGAACCAGCUCGGUGGUGUUUUUGUAAACGGAAGACCCCUGCCCAACGCCGUCCGCCUCAGGAUUGUAGAGUUGGCCCAGCUGGGCAUCAGGCCUUGCGACAUCAGCAGACAGCUGCGUGUCUCUCACGGCUGUGUGAGUAAGAUCUUGGCCCGUUAUAACGAGACUGGCUCGAUCCUGCCCGGCGCGAUCGGUGGCAGCAAGCCGCGGGUCACCACCCCGACUGUGGUGAAGCACAUUCGGACUUACAAGCAGCGAGACCCGGGCAUUUUCGCCUGGGAGAUCAGGGACAGGCUGCUCGCCGACGGAGUGUGCGACAAGUUCAACCUGCCUUCCGUCAGCUCGAUCAGCCGGAUCCUCCGCAACAAGAUCGGAAACGUGGCCCAGCAGAACCAGUACGAGUCGAGCAAACAGACUUCUCACCCUCAGCCGCAGCCUGCGCUGCCCUACAACCACUUGUACUCUUAUCCGACUCCGAUCGCAGCGACAGGGACUAAAGUGCCCACUCCCCCCGGCAUGCCCACUCUCCCUGGACAUAUGGCUAUGCACAGAAUAUGGCCUUCUUCUCAUUCUGUUACAGACAUUUUGGGCAUUCGGUCAAUUACGGAGCAGCAAAUUAGUGACAGUCCGUCCUUUCCCAGCGCCAAACUAGAAGAAUGGAGCGCUAUUAGCAGGAGUAAUUUCUCGUCAGCGAGCUCUCCACUAGUCAAUGGCGUGGAUAAGCCUCACUUAGAAGCUGACGCAAAAUACUCACAGACGCCGAAUGGAUUGCCCACAGUGAACAGCUAUGUCACAGCUCCCAGCAUCCAUCCCUACCAUCCUCCCACCCAAGUGUCGCCUUACAUGGGGUACAGCGGCACCACGUCGGCCUAUGUGACCGGCCCCACAUGGCAGCCGCACAGUGGCAGUGCUCUCUCUCCCCACAGCUGUGACAUCGCCGCUCCGCUGGCCUUCAAGGGCAUGACAGCCUCCCGGGAAUCCGUCCACUCUGUCACAGCCUCUGCUCUGUGAUCCUGGAGAAGAGGGUUUUUUUUAGACCAAGAAGGGAUGGUAUACUUUCCAGAAAAAUAAAUAAAUAAAUAAAAUCGCUGGAACGGACUAAUGUCAGCCCUUUGAUAUAUUUAUAAAGGACUUGCUUGAGGAGUCCACUCAAUUUGACAUGUCCUGAAAUGAAAUGGUAUGGUAGUCCUCUCUGUCCACACUAGAGGAGAGUGUUCUUAUAUACGACACUGCAGUUUUAGGUCACUGAGAUCUGACAGCAGUAGACCUUCCUCAUCAAAUCAUCAACUGGUUUCACUGCUAGUUCAGUUUCAGCUUUCUGUGAAUAUACAUAUAUAUUUUUUUUUUACUUUGAGAAAAUGGGCCCAAAUAGUACUAACUAAAUAAGCAUUAUGUAAAAAAAAAACAUUCAGUUUGCAUUUAAAUGUUUCAGGGUGUUAUAAACGGCUGAAGUCCAGAUGUUUUGCUUUGUUUUUCUGUCACAUUUUGAUAAACUUUUUUUAGAAUGGCAAGUUUACUUCUCUUAUAAUGUAUGCCAGAACUUUUGGGAGAAGUUAUUACAUUAAUUUAUUAGACUGUAAGGUACGUUGAAUGCCGUGCAAUUAUUACAGAUGGAUGUGAGUCGAGCCAGUGUGGGACCGUGAUGUACAUUCAGACACCACCAGCAUUAAUUCAUGCUACAUUAAAUACCAGUGAAGCUGCACACUUCCAAACAUUGCACAAUGAAUUGAAUGUAUCUUAUUAAAAGACACAAAUGACA
Messenger RNA from Pygocentrus nattereri (red-bellied piranha), 1962 nucleotides. RefSeq names its product paired box 9 (gene pax9). NCBI's taxonomy places the organism in Eukaryota, Metazoa, Chordata, Actinopteri, Characiformes, Serrasalmidae. The record is from RefSeq and is a predicted model, not a curated record. Gene Ontology annotation, molecular function: DNA-binding transcription factor activity, RNA polymerase II-specific; RNA polymerase II cis-regulatory region sequence-specific DNA binding. Bases 183 to 1214 code for a protein of 343 amino acids. The transcript is spliced from 4 exons. Gene Ontology annotation, biological process: anatomical structure development; regulation of transcription by RNA polymerase II.